AAAUUGAGCGAGAAGUCUGUAUCACCUGGUAAGCAGAGGAUAUGAUCAAUUGUGGUGAGUGGUGGUAAGCAGCACCGAACGUUAGAAGUUCAGAAUGUGGCAGAUGUGUACAAAUUGUGGAACGAUGUAUAAUCGAAGCAACCCGGAAGACCCAAUUGAGGAUUCGGUCACAACCAAGGCAAUGAAGCGAGCCACGGCGAAUUUCAGCCUCAAGAAUUGCGUGGGACUGGGCCAGAAUGGGGAAGUCUUUCGUGGUCGGCUACCGGACGGUACAUUUGUUGCGGUCAAAAGAUUCAAACCGAACUCAGCUGAUCCUCGAAUCUCGAUACGUGUCGAACUCAAAGUUCAACAUUCGAUAUCACAGCACACACAUCCUCAUGUUCGGCAAAUCCUCGGCGUUUCGUUCGACCCCGCACAGCCGCUGAUCAUCUACGAGUAUCUUCCCAGAGGAAGCUUGAGGCAACAUUUGCAACGAAGAAAGGGGGAUCAUCUCCUGAACGAUCCAAUUGCUCGACUGAACGUCGCCAUCGACGUGGCGCAUGCUCUCAUUCAGCUUCACUACAACUCCCGAUUCCCCAUCUUCCACAGAGAUGUCAAAUCUUCCAAUAUUCUGUUGGAUGCGGAUUACAAUGCCAAACUGGCCGACAUGGGAAUCGCUGUAGUCGUCCAGAGCGAAGCAGACCUCGACGUUGCUGAGCCACUCGGUGCAUUCGGUUACAAGUGUCCGGUGUACGAGCAGAGCGGACGACUGGACGACAAAUCGGAUGUCUACAGCUUCGGAGUGGUGCUCAUGGAGCUGGCGACGUUCAUGACAGCCUGGGACACCGAAAGGACCGUGACUUUGCUCGCCGACCUCGUCAUCGACAGGUUGCAGAGGGGAGUCGUAAAGAAGCUCAUACAGCCGGGGAAUGCUCCCGGGGGUGCAGCUCUCAUGAAAUCCUUGUUGCUGGUCGCUGCUGACUGCUGCUCCUUGGAUUUGAAUGUGCGACCAAGAAUCGACGAGGUGGCCGACUACUUGGAAAGACUCAGGGACGAGGCCAGUGAAGAAGCUGCUCUUGCCCAACAUAUCGAAUCUCUUGGAAGUUUGAGUCUUGCUUAAAUUACUGCAUGACAAAAUGGAAACCUACAUCUUUAGAUUAUGUCCACUUUGGUGUUGAAUUAUAUACAUGGACGAUUCUAUUUGCAGUCG
Messenger RNA from Marchantia polymorpha subsp. ruderalis, 1189 nucleotides. The record is from the annotation of a GenBank genome assembly. Lineage: Eukaryota; Viridiplantae; Streptophyta; Marchantiopsida; Marchantiales; Marchantiaceae.